AUGGCUUCCGUCGAUCUCAAGGCCGUCCUGGCCAGUCUGACUCUCGAGGAGAAGGCCUCACUCCUGGCUGGAGCCAAUUUCUGGGAGACUAUGCCUAUCCCGGCCAAAGGAGUGCCCGCCGUCAAGAUGUCAGACGGUCCCAACGGAGCCCGUGGAGCGGCCUUUGCCAACGGCACGACUGCCGCCUGCUUUCCGGCAGCCUGCUGCGUGGGAUCAACCUUUGAUGUAGAUCUCGCCAAACGAAUCGGCUCUGCUUUGGCCGAGGAGACCCUGACAAAAGGCGCCCGCUGCAUUCUUGCCCCCACCAUGUGUAUACACAGGCAUCCACUGGGCGGUCGCAACUUUGAGAGUUUCUCUGAGGAUCCCUUCCUCACGGGAAAGAUGGCCGCCCAAGUCGUCUGUGGUGUUCAAGAUCGCGGUGUUGCCGCCACGAUCAAGCAUUUUGCCGUUAACGAGCAAGAAACGGACCGCUUGACAGUUGACGAGACUGUCAGCGAGCGGACCUUGCGGGAAAUCUACCUCAGGCCUUUUGAAAUCGCUGUCAAGGAGGCAAAGCCAUGGGCAGUCAUGACUGCUUACAAUAUGAUCAACGGUCAUCAUGCUGACUCGAAUGAGUUCCUGCUUAAAAAGGUGCUCAGGGGUGAUUGGAAGUGGGAGGGAAUGGUCAUGAGUGAUUGGGGUGGCACUAACUCAACCGCUGCCGCACUCAACGCCGGCCUGGAUCUUGAGAUGCCUGGCCCCACCCGGUUCAGACAAGUCGAGGUUGUCGUCGAAGCUGUAAAGUCCGGCCAAGUCUCGGAACAGACCAUCGACGAUCGAGUUAUACGCAUCUUGGAAUUCCUCGAGCGUCUUGGCUGCUUCAAGGAUGACGUGAUCCCCGAGGAAAAGGCUGUGAAUAAACCUGAGCAUCAGGCUCUGAUUCGCGAGGUCGGUGCUAAGGGCAUUGUGAUGCUCAAGAACGAGAACAACAUCCUCCCGUUGUCUAAGGAGAAGGUCAAGGGAAAACAGCUGGCUCUCUUGGGCCACGCCAAGAUUGGCAUGGCUCAUGGCGGCGGUAGCGCUUCGGUGAACGCCCACUAUCGUGUCACUCCCUGGGACGCGCUUCACGAGGCUCUUGGGGACAAUGUGAAGUUUUCAUACGCCAAAGGUGCCCAUACAUUCCGCAUGUUACCAUACCUUAGGGAGAAUGUGGUCGACCUUACCGGUGGCAACGGGUUCACUUACAAACUUUUUGAGCCAGGCCAAGCGGAGCCUUUCUACGUUAAGCAGGGCCACGAGGAAUCUUUUAUCGAUAUUCUCUCCACUUUUGACGUCGUAGAAAAGGAAGCCAGUCUCGAAGGCACUUUCACGGCGACUGAAACGGAUUCUUAUUAUUUCACCUGUUCCGGCAUCGGUCCUAGCAAGCUAGUUAUCAACGAUGAGUUGAUCUACGAGCAGACGGAGAACUGCAAGGACCCCAUGGGCUUCAUCUUCGGCGGUGCUCCUGCCCCACAAAUCAAGGUGCCUCUAAAGGCUGGCGAACAGUACAAGAUCUUUGCCCACACUUCACCACCUUCGAAGAAGGACGGAGAGGAUGACAGCAUCCUGGCAGGCCGCAUUGGUCUGCGUAUUGGUUACAUGUCGGCUACCGAGCACGACAAGGACCUCGUUGCAGAGGCUGUCGAAGUUGCUAAGGCCGCCGACGUCGCCAUCGUCUUCGUCGGCCACGAGACCUUCUGGGAAACGGAAGGUCAGGAUCAAGUCUCCUUCAACCUUCCAAAGGACGGCAGCCAGGACCGUCUCAUCAGCGCCGUCGCAGCCGUGAAUCCCAAUACUAUCGUCGUCAAUUCAACGGGUGUUGCUGUUGCCAUGCCCUGGCUGGAUCAGGUCCAAGGCCUUUUGCAGGCGUGGUUCCCCGGCCAAGAAGUUGGAAACUCAAUUGCAGAUGUUCUGACUGGUCGGCAAAAUCCCGAGGGUCACCUCCCUUGCACUUUUCCCAAGCGUCUCGAAGAUUGUCCCGCAUAUGGCAAUUUCCCUGGUGAGCGCGACCAUAACGGUCAGAUGAGGGUAACAUACAAGGAGGGCGUCUUCGUUGGCUACCGUCACUUCGAUCGGUUGCCUGCUGACACGGUGAACUUCCCUUUUGGUUUUGGCCUAUCGUAUACCACCUUCGACUUCUCUGAUCUGAGCGUAAAGCAAGGAGGAGACGGUGACUAUGCCGUGACUGUCAAGGUCGUCAAUACGGGCAGCGUGGCCGGCGCAACGGCCGUCCAGAUCUAUGUGGGCAAUGCGUUGCCAUCAUCCGCGAACCCACCCAAGGCGCUAGCUGCUUUCAAGAAGGUGUUCGUGCAGCCGGGGGAGACAUCCGCCGUGACACUGACGGUGGGAAGCCGUGACCUUGCAACGUUCGACGAGGCGACGCAGAAGUGGAUUACCAGCGGCGGUGAUUAUGAAUUCAUGGUAGCCCGGUCGGCGGGGGACAUUGUGCUGCGAACCAGCGUGAGCGUGGGUCGCAAGGAGUCAGAGCCGUAG
Molecule: messenger RNA, 2511 nt
Organism: Penicillium cataractarum
Lineage: Eukaryota; Fungi; Ascomycota; Eurotiomycetes; Eurotiales; Aspergillaceae
Product: beta-glucosidase
Exons: 3
Coding region: 1-2511 (836 amino acids)
Biological process (GO): glucan catabolic process
Molecular function (GO): beta-glucosidase activity
Source: RefSeq, a predicted model, not a curated record